CACCAGAAAACACACAUACUAAAGCCUGCAUUCUCUUCGCUUCUUGCCCUUCUAGCUAAGCUAGCUCCUUGCACCUUUCUCUUCCUUUCUAAUAGGUUUUGAUUCUUUAUGUUGUUCUUAUUAAUGGGUUCGUUCUUGGUAUAAAGAUCAAAGCCACAUAUACCUCAAGGUCCACUUACAGAAACGUCAUUUCCAGCAUCCUUAUAUAGCAUCUAAAGAAAACAUAAAAAAGGACAUAAAAGCAAAACACAAAAAUGGUUGUUACGGAAUCUGAAGUAAUCUCCCAAAAUGAGGUCGAUUCGCCGUUACAACCCGACCAACAACCUAGAAACCUCCCAUUCUCAUCUCUUGGCAGGCAAUCUUCCAUUUACUCGCUAACCCUCGAUGAAUUUCAGCACACCCUCUGCGAGAGUGGUAAGAAUUUCGGGUCGAUGAACAUGGAUGAAUUCCUCACAAGUAUCUGGAACGCAGAGGAAAACCAAGCUACUGCCACGAGUAGUAGUGAUCGCAUCAAUAAUACAAACAAUAAUAGAGGAAAUCGUCUGAGUAGUUUUAAUGAUCAUUUGUCUGCCAAUGAUCAUAGAGCUAUAUCGAGGCAGCCUAGUUUGCCCAGACAAGGUUCGCUCACCUUGCCUGCGCCGCUAUGUAGGAAAACAGUGGAUGAAGUUUGGUCUGAAAUACAUAGAGAGCAGCAGCGAGGACAAGGGCAUAGUAGUACUAGUAGCAGUGGUGAUAAUAACAUGCAAAACCCCGAAUCUGCGGCUCGGCAACCGACAUUCGGAGAGAUGACAUUGGAGGAUUUCCUGGUUAAGGCAGGAAUAGUCAGAGAACACGGCAGCCCUGCUGCGCCGUCAAUAUUGCCUUCUCAUCAACAACAACAGUACGUAUUGUAUAACCAAAGUGUAACCAAUAACAAUCAUGCUAUUGGGACAGGUUUUGUUUCGAGGCCUGUUUUGGGAGUGUCUGGUGGUGGCACGGGUGGGGGUAACUCGGUUGGCUAUCAGACAAUGGCGCCACAAAGUGGUGCUGCAGGAGAGACUCCGGGGAGGAAUGCAGGGUUUAUACCGCAGGGAGCUGUAGCACCAUCAGGGUCAGUUUAUGGUGGGAGAGUUGGGAAUGGUGGUGGAUAUGCUCCAACUGAAGGAAUGGGGGUCGUUGGGCAAGUUAGCCCUGUGUCAUCGGAUGCUAUGGUUAAUACUAGCGUUGAUAAUACUGCAAAUCAAUUUGGAAUAGACAUGGGAGGAUUAAGGGGAAGGAAGAGGAUAAUCGAUGGGCCGGUUGAGAAAGUUGUUGAGAGGAGACAACGGAGAAUGAUCAAGAACAGAGAAUCCGCUGCAAGGUCUAGAGCUCGAAAACAGGCAUAUACGGUUGAAUUAGAGGCAGAGCUAAACCAACUUAAAGAAGAGAACAAACAGCUUAGGCAUGUUCUGACAGAACUUGAGAGGAAAAGAAAACAACAGGUAUUCCAACUUAUGGCGACCACAUUUCUCAAUGAUAUUGAUAUUUGGAUUGGUCCUCACAUUAUAAUACAACUCACGAAGUGUUUCCCUCGUAUACAUAAGCCAAGCAAUGACAGGAGCAGCCGAGAACUCAUCUGCAUCAUCCAUGAAAAUCGACAAAUUCUGCAAUCCAAAUGUUUGGAAUAUGAUAAUCAUUUCAUUAUGGCAGCUUGUGUGUCACCGUAUUGUACACCUUCUGAUACUAGGAACCCAAUGGGGAUGCUAACUGUUCUUGGAGGAAGACUGGCAGUGGAGAAUCACCUUGGAAGAGUUGGCUCUCUUAAAUUGUCAGAUGACAAGAACCGGUUUCUGGGUGCUAACCAGAAAGCAAACUUUUCUCAUUUUAAAUGUUCGGCGAAGUCUCAUAGUGUCAGUCCUUAUCCCAACAAAGACCCUUUUCUGGAUCUGCAUCCUGAAAUAUCAAUGCUUAGAGGUGAGGGAAACAAUACGGUAACCACCCCAAAGAAGGAUAAUUUGAGUGGAACUGUUACUGACAGCUUAGGACAUGAAUCUAGUCCAAAUAAUUAUAAUGAAGCAAAGAUCAAAGUUAUUGGUGUUGGAGGUGGUGGAUCAAAUGCAGUCAAUCGCAUGAUAGAAAGCGCAAUGAAGGGUGUGGAGUUUUGGAUUGUCAACACAGAUGUGCAAGCAAUGAAAAUGUCUCCUGUAUUUCCUGAAAAUCGUUUGCAAAUUGGUCAGGAGUUGACUAGAGGUCUUGGAGCUGGAGGAAACCCAGAAAUCGGAAUGAAUGCUGCCAAAGAAAGCAAAGAAGCAAUAGAAGAGGCACUUUAUGGUUCUGAUAUGGUCUUUGUCACAGCUGGAAUGGGUGGGGGAACCGGCACUGGUGGAGCUCCUGUGAUAGCAAGUGUUGCAAAGUCGAUGGGUAUAUUGACAGUUGGUAUAGUCACAACCCCUUUCUCAUUUGAGGGACGAAGGAGAGCAGUUCAGGCGCAAGAAGGAAUUGCAGCUUUGAGAGAUAGUGUUGACACACUGAUUGUCAUUCCAAACGACAAGUUAUUGACCGCUGUAUCACAAUCUACCCCGGUAACAGAAGCAUUUAACCUUGCUGAUGAUAUUCUGCGCCAAGGUGUUCGUGGCAUCUCUGAUAUUAUUACGAUUCCAGGAUUGGUGAAUGUGGAUUUUGCUGAUGUGCGAGCUAUAAUGGCAAAUGCAGGAUCUUCAUUGAUGGGGAUAGGAACUGCAACUGGGAAAACAAGGGCAAGAGAUGCUGCAUUAAAUGCAAUUCAGUCACCUCUAUUAGAUAUCGGUAUAGAGAGGGCAACUGGAAUAGUAUGGAACAUAACUGGUGGAAGUGAUUUGACUUUGUUUGAGGUAAAUGCUGCAGCAGAGGUUAUUUAUGACCUUGUAGAUCCAACUGCGAAUUUAAUAUUUGGAGCAGUAAUUGAUCCCUCACUAAGUGGUCAAGUCAGUAUAACUCUAAUUGCAACUGGAUUCAAGCGGCAAGAAGAAAAUGAAGGCAGGCCCCUCCAGGCAGGUCAACUAUCAGGGGCCGACGUAACGUUCGGAAUCAGUAGGCGACCCUCCUCUUUUACUGAAAGUGGUUCAGUGGAGAUUCCUGAGUUUCUCAAAAAGAAAGGCCGCUCUCGCUAUCCAAGAGCUUAAAUUACAUUUAUCACUAAAGAUGUUCAUUCUAAGGAUCUACGAUACAUCUGUUUAGGUAUUAGUUCCACACAGCUUUCCCUGUGAAUUCUAGUAAUGAGGUAUCAAGAGUGAAUGCUUGUUUAGAAUAUAGAAUUCCCUAAUAAGUUGUAGAUGUUUUGUGCUUUGAAUUGCUCAUCAAAAGAAAAUACAUGUGCUAUUUUCCUUCCCAAGUGUUUCAAUAAUCUCAGAAAAGUUUCUCAGGUUGCGCCAUAGAGCGGCUUGUACAGUGUGUGUGGAUGGAGUUGAGAUGUACCCAUUAGUUAUUAAUCGACUUAUUUGUUUCUAAAUAGUGUUAUUUGGACACUAUUAGUUAUUAA
Messenger RNA from Ricinus communis (castor bean), 3475 nucleotides. RefSeq names its product cell division protein FtsZ homolog 2-1, chloroplastic. The transcript has 13 exons. The record is from RefSeq and is a predicted model, not a curated record. Lineage: Eukaryota; Viridiplantae; Streptophyta; Magnoliopsida; Malpighiales; Euphorbiaceae. The coding region runs from base 255 to 3119 and encodes 954 amino acids. Gene Ontology annotation, cellular component: chloroplast; cytoplasm. Gene Ontology annotation, molecular function: GTPase activity; DNA-binding transcription factor activity; GTP binding. Gene Ontology annotation, biological process: chloroplast fission; regulation of DNA-templated transcription.